Molecule: messenger RNA, 1422 nt
Organism: Galeopterus variegatus (Sunda flying lemur)
Lineage: Eukaryota; Metazoa; Chordata; Mammalia; Dermoptera; Cynocephalidae
Gene: VSTM2A
Product: V-set and transmembrane domain containing 2A
Exons: 7
Coding region: 195-908 (237 amino acids)
Source: RefSeq, a predicted model, not a curated record
UCCGGCUCGAGGCCUCGGAAGCCUCGCGCACCCCGGUGCGCCGUCCCCAGAGCCAGUCCUCGCCGGGCCAGCAGCAGGAUGUGCGCGGCGCCGCGCCCCGGGCUCUGAGACAGCCUCUGACACCUUCGCAUUCAUUGCCUUCCUCGGGGCUUCUCGGCUGUUACUACAUCGAUGUGACCCCCUCCCUUUGGGGAAUGAUGGGGAUCUUUUUGGCGUCUGUUGGAUUUGUUUUCUUUUCUGUUUUAUAUGUGCAACAAGGGCUUUCUUCUCAAGCAAAAUUUACCGAGUUUCCGCGGAACGUGACGGCGACCGAGGGGCAGAAUGUGGAGAUGUCCUGCGCCUUCCAGAGCGGCUCCGCUUCGGUGUACCUGGAAAUCCAGUGGUGGUUCCUGCGGGGACCCGAGGACCUGGAGCCCGGGGCCGAGGUGGCUGGCGCGCAGGUGGAGCUCUUACCCGACAGAGACCCGGACAACGACGGGACCAAGAUCAGCACAGUGAAAGUCCAAGGCAAUGACAUCUCCCACAAGCUUCAGAUUUCCAAAGUGAGGAAAAAGGAUGAAGGCUUGUACGAGUGCAGGGUGACAGACGCCAAUUAUGGCGAGCUGCAAGAGCACAAGGCCCAGGCCUACCUGAAGGUCAACGCCAACAGCCACGCGCGGAGGAUGCAGGCCUUGAUUAAAUUUUCCUUUCUUAUCUCAAAUGACGUCAUGGUCCUUGGGAUUUCAGGAAGCUACCAUGGGAACAGCUUCCUGGAGAGUUAUUACGCCACCUCCAGCCCGCGGGCGGCCGCCGAAGUCCCCAGACAGAGUCCACACUCAGCAAAGAGCAAAUCGCCUGUAAAAUCUACGGAGCGGACAGCAAAGUUGACCCUAAACUCCAAGCACCACUCUGCACCCACUGUACUCUAGUUACCUACACAAGGAGCUCCUGCUUCCAGAAGCAUAAACGAAGAGGCUGUCACACGCUUAGUUGAUAACAUUUUCUUUGGCAAAUCACUGAUCUUUUAUUUCAAGAGAAUUAGUGUGAAGUGAUAGGACAUUUUCUAAUAGCAAGAUCUAUUUUUUUUUUCUUCCUUUUCUUUUGGCAACUAAAACCAUCUCACUGACUGCUCAGGGGUUGGCCUGGCUGUCAUCAGCAUAGUAAAUAUUUACUAUGGCUACCACGGAUUUCCUACUAAAGGACCCAUUAUCUGGAGGAAGCAAACGGAGACCAAAAGGCUAUAGAACAUAAACUAUCAUCAGACAAUACCCCUGUUUGGGGACAAGGACAAAAUUGUCAACAUUGCGAGUCAACAGGAGAACGUUAUAUUGAACAAGGAAUAAUAAAACAAAUAUUUUUUUUAAAUUUUCCCCUUUUUUCUUGGACUUUUUCCUUUUUUUCUUGAUUACAGUUCUUGUUCAGUGGUGACAAGUGCUGAUUAUG